Platichthys flesus (European flounder) is the source of this 2623-nucleotide messenger RNA. RefSeq names its product tripartite motif-containing protein 16-like. The record is from RefSeq and is a predicted model, not a curated record. Bases 114 to 1790 code for a protein of 558 amino acids. Gene Ontology annotation, molecular function: zinc ion binding; protein binding. The transcript has a single exon. Lineage: Eukaryota; Metazoa; Chordata; Actinopteri; Pleuronectiformes; Pleuronectidae.
UGUGAACUGUUGGAGUUGAGUCACUGCAGGAAGUGACCGAGAGUGGGAGGGGCAGACAUCUGUUUCUGUUCACAGGAAGAGAAACUGUUCUACAGUCACUGGGACCUGCUGAAAUGGCGCAGCAAGAAAUUCAACUGGACAGAGAAAGAUUCUGCUGUUCGAUCUGUCUGGAACUACUGAAGGAUCCGGUGACUACUGUGUGUGGACACAGCUACUGUCUGAGCUGUAUUAACAACCACUGGGACAAUGGGGAUGAGAGUGGAAGCUACAGCUGCCCUCAGUGUAGACAGACCUUCACACCGAGGCCUGUCCUGGGGAAAAACACCAUGUUAGCUGAUUUAGUGGAGGAGCUGAAGAAGACUGGAGUCCAAGCUGUUCCUCCUGAUCACUGCUAUGCUGGACCUGAAGAUGUGGUCUGUGAUUUCUGCCCUGGGAAAAAACUGAAAGCUCUCAAGUCCUGUUUGGAUUGUUUGGCCUCUUAUUGUGAAAAACACCUCCGGCCUCAUUUUCAGUUAGCUCCUUUUAAGAAGCACACGCUGGUGGAACCCUCUGAGAAGCUCCAGGAGAACAUCUGCUCUAGUCACGAUGAGGUGAUGAAGAUGUUCUGCCGCACUGAUCAGCAGUGUAUCUGUUAUCUCUGCUCUGUGGAUGAACAUAAAGACCACGACACGGUGUCAGCUGCAGCAGAAAGGACUGAGAGGCAGAGAGAGCUCGGGCGGAGGAGACAAAAUAUCCAGCAGGGACUCCAGGACAGAGAGAGAGACUUGAAGCUGCUGCAACAGGAAGAGGGGGCCAUCAAUAGCUCUGCUGCGAAAGCAGUGAACGACAAUGAGAAGAUCUUCACUGAGCUGAUCCGUCUGCUGGAGAAAAGAAGCUCUGAUGUGAAUCAGCAGAUCAGAUCCCAGCAGGAAACUGAAGUGAGUCGAGUCAGAGAGCUUCAGGAGAGACUGGAGCAGGAGAUCACUGAGCUGAAGGGGAAAGACCAUGAACUGAAGCAGCUCUCAGACACAGAGGAUCACAACCAGAUUCUACACAACUACCCCUCACUGUCACUCAGUGAAUCUACACACUCAUCCAGCAUCAGGAUCCGUCCUCUGAGGUACUUUGAGGACGUGACAGCCUGUGUGUCACAGGUCAGAGGUCUACUACAGGACAUUCUGAGUGAGACAGAGACAGAGAUUUUACAGAUUGUGUCUCAAGUGGAUGUUUUACUGCCACAACCAGAGCCAGAGACCAGAGCUGACUUCUUAAAAUAUUCAAAGGAAAUCACACUGGAUCCAAACACAGCACACGAACGUCUGUUAUUAUCUGAGGGAAACAGAAAAGUAACUUAUGUGACUGAAGAACAGCCUUAUUCUUAUCACCCAGACAGAUUCACUGAUUGGUAUCAGGUCCUGAGUAGAGAGAGUCUGACUGGACGUUGUUACUGGGAGGUGGAGAUGGGGGGGAGAGCAGUUGGUGUAGCAGUAUCAUACAAGGAUAUCAGCAGAGCAGGAAGCUCAGGUGAAUUAAGAUUUGGAUUCAAUGAUAAAUCUAGGGUGUUGUUGUUUUCUUGUCAUGCAAACGUGUGUAAAUUUCAUUACAACAGCAUUAAGACUUCAGUCUCAGGUCCUCUCUCCUCCACAGUAGGAGUGUACCUGGAUCACAGGGCAGGUGUUCUGUCCUUUUACAGCGUCUCUGACACCAUGACUCUCCUCCACAGAGUCCAGACCACAUUCACUCAGCCUCUCUAUGCUGGAGUUAGGGUUUGUUAUCCUGGAGACACAGCUGAGUUGUGUGAACUCACUUAGACUGGAGUCAUUAAAAGCAGUGAUUUAGAUUUUGUGUUUAAAUCUUUAACUUCUUUUGUCUUCAUGUUUGUUGAUCAAAGUUCAUCGUGGUGAUGUUUCUGCUCCGUACAGAGAUCAGCUUUCAAUCAAACACUGCCCUUCCUUUAUCACACAUAUUUAGUUCUCACUUUGUAAAGACAGAAAUCUAUAAUUACACUGACAUGGAUGUGUUUGAAAGAACUAAUGUUGCUGUUGUUUUCUAAAUCACUGUAGAAGUAAGGUUCUGUAAUGUUUUAUAACCUGUGUUGAGCCUGAUCCUCAUCAUGAGCUGAUUAUUUGUUCUUUUCUUUUCCACAUGUGAGAUGGAGCUGAAAUAAACUGACUGUGUGUCCAUAAAAUCACUGAACAAGAGUCACUGAACAGACUUUACUGAUGAAAUGAUCAAUGAACUCAGAGCGUCACCAUGUCCAACAGAUCAACUACACUCUGGUUGGAUUUACAGAUCAUCAGUGUGAUGGGAUGAUUGGUCACAUUGUAAAUGUGGAACCUGGUUUGUUUUUAUCACGGCUCAUCUCUGUAAAGUGUGAAUCCACUCGUCCUCAUUGUAUUUACAUAUUUAGUGAACAGGCAUAUUUAUCUGCUCUAUCUAUCUGUUCUUUUGAUUUUCAUGAUCUGACCUAGCAGUUCCAUCGGAGAGUGUCCUGAUCGAGUGCCUCUGUGGGUUUGUUCUGCAGCUCGCAUCACAUGUGUUUCUUAUACAUGUUUAUAUACAUUUACAUCUCUUAUAUAUGCAUAAAGCCAUACAAAUUUAAUGUGUGAAGAAGCUGAAGGUUGAAAUAAAGAAUAAAUCCAGA